This is a messenger RNA of Polistes dominula (European paper wasp), 1256 nucleotides long. RefSeq names its product Carbonic anhydrase-related protein A (gene CARPA). Gene Ontology annotation, molecular function: zinc ion binding; carbonate dehydratase activity. Lineage: Eukaryota; Metazoa; Arthropoda; Insecta; Hymenoptera; Vespidae. The record is from RefSeq and is a predicted model, not a curated record. Gene Ontology annotation, biological process: one-carbon metabolic process.
AUGRAGUAUAGUUUUGAUAAUUUUUUUUUCUUUCCUGUUAUAGAAUCCGAGGCAAGCUGGGAGGAAUGGUGGACUUACGAUGGCAUUUCCGGACCAUCGUUUUGGGGCCUGAUCAAUCCACAAUGGUCCCUGUGCAGCAAAGGAAGACGACAAAGUCCCAUCAAUAUCGAACCCGACAAGCUACUUUUUGACCCACACUUGAGACCGGUCCAUGUAGAUAAGCACAAGGUUUCCGGACACCUGCACAACACUGGCCAGUUUUUGGUCUUCCGAACAGAUAAAGAAGCCAAAGUAAGAGUCAAUAUAACCGGUGGCCCAUUGGCUUAUCAUUAUCAAUUCGAAGAAAUUUAUAUUCAUUACGGAUUGGACGAUAAUCAUGGAUCCGAACAUCGCGUAGACGAUUAUUCUUUUCCUGCCGAGAUACAGGUGUACGGAUUUAACGCCGAGCUCUAUCACAACAUCAGCGAAGCACAACACAAGAGUCAAGGAUUAGUCGCAAUUUCGCUAAUGGUUCAGUUAGGUGAAACCUUGAAUCCGGAAUUACGAAUUAUCACGAGCGUAUUUAGCAAAGUUCUUCAUAGGGGUGACACUGCACAGGUCAGCUAUCUAUCGUUGAGAAGUCUACUUCCGGAUACAAAUGGUUACAUGACUUAUGAAGGUAGUACGACACAUCCAGGAUGCUGGGAAACGGCAGUUUGGCUGAUCCUUAACAAACCUAUUUACAUUACUGCACAAGAGUUGUAUGCCCUGAGGAAACUCAUGCAGGGUCCUAUCAACGCCCCGAAGGCUCCCCUCGGUAAUAAUUCCAGACCCUUGCAAGACCUUCAUCACAGGACUAUACGAACGAACAUCAAUUUCCGCAAGAGAGCAGACGCAAAAUGUCCGACAAUGGCACAGGAGAUGCAUUAUAGAGAUGACUUUUUCUUUCCAGCCAAUGCUUGGCGGGACGACAGAUCCUUGUCUCACAACGUCGUUUGAGUUGAUCGCACGAUCACGCGCUUCCAAAGAGACACCUUUUAUUUUCCAAGAAGGUGGAAACGAAGGAGGCGGAAAAAACUACGGGGAUCUAGGUGAACGAGCUACUGAAACGAGGGGUUGAAUAGGGCCGAGGGAGUGGAGUUGGGGGUGAGAGAGAGACGCGCCAUAAGGAUUGGAAACGAUGGACUUUGACGGGAAGGAGGUGGGGGUGGUGAGGUUCGGGGGAUGAAACGAAGAAGAACGAAAUCGAACGAGACUUGAAGUUUAAUCGCGACAAA